Molecule: messenger RNA, 4915 nt
Organism: Cyprinodon tularosa
Lineage: Eukaryota; Metazoa; Chordata; Actinopteri; Cyprinodontiformes; Cyprinodontidae
Gene: adra2b
Product: adrenoceptor alpha 2B
Exons: 2
Coding region: 813-2399 (528 amino acids)
Biological process (GO): adenylate cyclase-activating adrenergic receptor signaling pathway
Cellular component (GO): membrane
Molecular function (GO): G protein-coupled receptor activity
Source: RefSeq, a predicted model, not a curated record
UGGGAGGCACCCCCCACUUAUUAGAUUUCGUCGGAAGGUCCUGCUUGCAUGAGAUGCUGCUGCGCCUCGGUGAGGAAGUCGGAUGAUGUGCGCAAGAGGAGCGACUGAUCCAAGGCUUCUUCUCCAACUUCUGUCGCUGCAAGGACCCAAAAAAGCAACUCAUGAGAGCCACACACCCGAUCUGUUAAAGCGAGGAUCGUUUCAUUAUGUGAAGGAAGGUUUUAGGAACACAUCUGGCUCCGUGCGCCAGGUUGGAGAGCCGGAAAUUUACUUUGCCUUUUUUUUUUCUCUCAUUUUUGCUUGACCGACUGGAAACACUGGGAUUGAAUCCAUCCAUUGAAAUUAAGAACAAGUAAUUUUCUAUUUUUAUAUCUUCCUUAAAAAUCACUUGUUUCCUUCCUUUUUCUUUUUCUUAGAUAAGUGUCUCCAAACUAGGACGCGCAUUCAGUGCCCAGUGUCCAAAUUUAAUCUGAUCCAAUUUCUUUGAAUGCAUCGUUUUUUAAAUUAAAUUUACUUGCAAAACAAAUUAAUUAUCAAAAACAAACUGGGCUUAAAAGGAAGUGUCAGACGGUUUUUUUCUGUUGUUUUAUUACUCUGGAAGAGCUCCCGCACCACAACCGAAAAACAUCUUUCGCUCUUUUGUUUGGCAUUGGUUCCUAGAACUGAUAAAAAUCAACUGCCUGCCCCCAACGCAUUAACUUGGACUGUUUUUUUAAAGCUUAGAUGAACUUUGAGGAGAUGUUAGAGAGGAUGCAAAGGAUCAGAUAAGGCACGGAUAAAGAACAAGAGGAAAAGAGAGAAAUAACCCAGACAUGGCUUCAGCAGUGGAAGGUGGUUGCUCCAUGCUGCUCACCGGCUGGAACAGCAGUGCCAGUAGCUCUGGGGGCUCCACGCCCUGCAACCAGAGCGUCCGAUCCCUAGCCCCUUACUCCCCUGAAGCCACGGCGGCCUUUGCCACCGCCAUAACCCUGAUGGUCGUCUUUACCAUCUUCGGAAACAUCAUGGUCAUCAUCGCCGUGCUAACCAGCAGGUCUCUACGAGGUCCGCAGAACCUGUUCCUGGUGUCCCUGGCAGCUGCGGACAUCUUAGUGGCAACACUCAUCAUCCCCUUUUCAUUGGCUAACGAGCUGCUCGGCUACUGGUACUUUAAAUCUCUGUGGUGUGAGAUCUACCUGGCGCUUGACGUUCUCUUUUGCACCUCCUCCAUUGUGCACCUGUGCGCCAUCUCAUUGGACCGCUACUUGUCCAUCUCCCGGGUUACUUAUGGGCGCCAGCGGACUCCCCGACGCAUCAAAGCCGCCAUUGUGGUGGUGUGGCUAAUCUCUUCUAUUAUUUCCUUCCCACCUCUCCUUUCACUUAACAAGAGUGAGGUUAGUGAUGCAGCAAGUGAGAGAGGACCUCAGUGCCAGCUGAAUGAUGAGCGCUGGUACAUCUUGUACUCAACCAUUGGCUCCUUCUUCGCCCCCUGCCUCAUUAUGAUCCUGGUAUAUGUGAGAAUCUACCAGAUAGCUAAACAGAGAACACGCUGCCCACCUGGGGAACCCAGGAAGGAUGGGGCUGCCUGUGCCACCCCAAGUCAGCCCCCAAGACACAUACAAGCCAACGGGAAGGAUGAAGAAGAGAGCACUCCCCCUUCAGCCAGCAAAACCUCAAAUGCCAGACCCCCCACUCUGGCUAUCACCCCUUCCCCAUCCCCAGGAGAUUCCCAAAGUUCCCAGAAUCCAACCCCUAACAACCUCCUGCAGCCCCCUUCCCAGUCUCCAGCUGUGUCUCCCGUCACAACUCCGCCUGACACUGCCCUUAAUGCCCCUUCGAACCCCUCAUCUAACCCUGCUCCCAAGUCUGCAGCCAAGACCAAGAAGGAGGAGAAAAAGAACAAACGGCUGAGAGGGAAAAGGGCUGACAAUAACAAUGGCGACAGCUCAAGCACAGAGAGCGAUGCAGAGCACAGCCAGGGAGGGGGCAGAGGCAGCACCAGCAUGCCAGGGUCACCUGCUGGAGGAGGCAUUCACUCCCCAGCCUCAGUCAAGCGUUACCGUGACAUGAUUGCCACUUCGAAGGGGGCUCGUCUGGUGCCAGGAAGGAAGUCGAAAACAGAGAGCAAUCCAGGAGCUGCAAGGCGUAAAGCGAUGGUCAACAGAGAAAAGCGUUUCACCUUUGUCCUGGCUGUGGUCAUUGGUGUCUUUGUCGUCUGCUGGUUCCCUUUCUUCUUCUCCUACUCUCUACAGGCAGUGUGCCCUGAGACCUGCGUCAUUCCAGACCCACUCUUUAAGUUCUUCUUCUGGAUUGGUUACUGCAACUCUUCCCUGAAUCCAGUCAUAUACACAAUCUUCAACAAAGACUUCAGAAAGGCUUUUAAAAAGAUUCUCUGCUCAUCCACCAAGGGUACUUUCUUUUAGCAAAUGAAAGUAGGCACUAAAAGCUUAUUUUCAGAACAAUAACUUCAACUUUUCUGAACACUCAAAGGGCUGAUUUAAACAUGUGAUAAAACAAGUAGGUUCUGGUAUGACAUUUAGAAAUGAAAGAGAAUUUUACAGCCACAGUGAGAAAAUAGACAAGUUACACUGUGUUCAAUCAGUGGUUUUAAGCUGAAAGUCACAGAUUUUUGUAGGGAGCGUGUUGAAAACGGGACAUGAAAGAGGGGCAGACUGCGUUAAACUGCUUGGCGCUUCAGCGCUACUGAUAAGAUUCCAAAUGCAGAGUUUUAUCUCCAGAUCAUAUUGACUCAUGGACACUGCCCUGCAGAAAUAUAUACCAAGAUCUACAUCUUGCAGAAAAAGUAUUGAACUAAGUUUUCAUUGUGAAUAAAGACUUUUAUAAUAUGUAUAUUCAAUGUUUUAUAAGUACUGGCUAUAGAAAGGCAAGUGACCUUAGAUUCCUGUGCGCCCCAGGGGCCUUUUAUUUAUCAGCACAGAGCACAAGGAGGACACAAGGUUAGCGGUGAUUUCUUACGUCUGCAGUCUUAAUUUGUCCCGCUGCGGGGCAAACAUGUGUUCCUUGAUUUUAAAGAACAACAACAAGAGAAGGUUUCAAACGAUCUCAGAUGUGAUAGCACAAACAAGGACACUCUUUGAAACUCAACUCGUGGAUGUUUUAUGUGGAAAGCCACCUUUGCUCUUGGCUUUUUGCAGUCCCAAAACGUCUCCUACCUUUUUUUUUCUGUACCACAGAAUUUAACUGAGAUGUUGGUCAUUUUGAAAUCAUGCGUAGGUCAGUGCAAUGUUGACCUGCUGCUUCCUGUGUUUAACUGGACUGUUACUUUUGAUGGACGGGGGUCAUGAGAAUCUCUUGCAAGAAGUUGGACAUUUACGUAACAAUCAAAACUGCUUUGAUCCGGCGUUAGAGCUCAUCAGCAUGAGGUCCAUAUGAAGAAGACUGAAACAAAUAGAACAUUAUUUAAAUUACAAACAUUACUUUCUGAAAAAAACUGCUAGUAUUUAUCAGGUAGACACUUAAAGUGACUGUAAAAGGUGGAAAAACAAUCCAAUUAUAUUGUGAGUGAUGGUCCGCUUAAUUACACCUACAGGGGUUGCGGUGAACAACGUGUCUGAGAGGCUCUUCAGCAGCACCUGGGACACAGUGUCACCUACAGCUACACCUUGUUGGGUUGCUGCAGGGAGGCAAGGCAGGAUGGAUGGAUGCUAGAGGUAUUGACAGUGAUGAAAACAAGAGAGGAAGAUGUGUCUAGCUGUGAACGCCACAACAGGCUUAUUAUUAACUCUAUGGGAUAAGGGCUGUCAGCAGUGACACACCAAUUUCCUAUUCCUGCUGACCUGUAUGAAUGUGUAUGUGUGUUUAUCUGCAUGUGAGAUGACUAUUUGUAGUUGUUUUUUUUUCCUGUGUAGAAAGAGUCAGUGCCUCCUUUGGCUGCUAUGCUACAGAUCUACUGUAAUAUUGAUCAGAGCAGAGACUAGGUUUGCAGGUACAGGCAGCACAUUAUGGUCAGCGGAGAGAUCUGUAUAUUGAGAAUGUCUUACCAAUCUGAAAGCCAGUGUUUCUCCAAAUGUGAUCCAUGUGCAUGGCUUUGUAGUUUGCACCCUGCAGGGACCAAAGAGCCUUACAGAACACCAGCCUGACUCAGUGAUAUUUGGCUCUGUGACAUAAUUAUCAAGUAAUUAUCUUCUUUUUUGGUGUAAAAGACGGUAUGCACAGAUUAAAACUUUGCUUUGCAUUUUCUGCCUUCAUCUAUUUAUUUGUAAUUAUUACCAUGCUUUAAUGCAGAGAAUGAAGCAAACUGAUCAAAGCGUGAGAACAAUGUACAGAUUUCCCAUACGUCGAUGAGAUUGAAAGCCUCUUUUUACCAUCAGUGUUGCUGCUUUGUAAGAGUGCAGUUUAAUUUAAACUCAAAAUAACAAGAAUUCUAAGUAUUUUGUGCAAAAUCCAAAAUAAUAAUAAAAAAAUAAAGCCAUUGUUUCAUCUAGUUGUAGUUACAUGAAAUCUUUCCUCAGAGUUAUAAGCACAUUCAGCAGGGUGCCAUUUUUAUCAGGCAUAAUGUUCUGCAGGAGGAAAACUUCUGUCUGAUUUAAUGAAAUACAUGCUUUGUCUACUUGUUUAAAAGUCCCCUGGACUUAUUUAAACAAGGCAGCUUUUCUAUAAAAGCAGUUCUUUGAAAUGAGAAAAAAAAUGCCAAUGCAGUUAUGUAUGUGUUUGUUUUUUAAAAGGUUUAGUUGCAAAGAUCUUCAAAACACACCAAAAAUAUCCUCCUGUGACGUGUGCUAAUUUGCUUAUUUAAAAUAAGUCAACAUUUAUGGCUUAAAGGUCAUAAAUGCAGUUAAUUGACGGAUUUUUGAAGCUGCUCAUUUUCUUUCUCCCUUAACUGUGUUCGGCCCAAACUGCUCGGGUCUAAGCUGUACAAUCUACUAUCUCCCAUCUGUCUUGGCCUUUCCCCCUUCAGAAAUAAAGCAACUUUAAAAAG